Aspergillus steynii IBT 23096 is the source of this 1734-nucleotide messenger RNA. Its product is annotated as putative transporter. Gene Ontology annotation, biological process: amino acid transmembrane transport. Gene Ontology annotation, cellular component: vacuolar membrane. Lineage: Eukaryota; Fungi; Ascomycota; Eurotiomycetes; Eurotiales; Aspergillaceae. Bases 1 to 1734 code for a protein of 577 amino acids. The transcript is spliced from 5 exons. The record is from RefSeq and is a predicted model, not a curated record. Gene Ontology annotation, molecular function: amino acid transmembrane transporter activity.
AUGACCUCUGCCAGGUCAGAAUCGCUCUCCAUGCGCUUUAGACAAGCAGGCGGCGUUAACAGCAUCGAAAACUUCGCCCGGUCAUGGCAACGGGCUGCAGGUUUCCCAGAAGUCCUUCCCCGCCGUGCCUCAUUUCUCACAGGCGAUUCAGAUGAAGAAUGCUUCGCCACGGCAAAUCGUUUGCCUGGCUCGCAAGGCUCUCGGCCGCUUCGUUCGGAGGCUGAUGCUACACGGCCACUGCUUAGUGCCGAUAGGGAGACCGAGAUAGACCGGCCAGAUGACAACGACGACCCGUCAAGAAAAAAUGCGCUCGGAUCAUCAUUUGAAAGAAGCCUUGGGACCUCCUACGGCACAAUAUCUUCUCGCGUCAGUGAUGCCACACGGAGGCAUGUGAUUCAACUCCAUCGAGAGCAACAAGCACAUGUAGACGUGCCUUUGGACGGUAGCAUAGAACCUCUAUCGGUCAAAAGUAUUCAGCAUGAGGAUGGUACCAGAUCAGGUGUCAUUGUUGGUCAAUCGACUGUACCUCAGACAAUUUUUAAUUCUGUCAAUGUCCUGAUUGGCGUUGGCCUCUUAAGUCUCCCGCUAGCAAUGAAACAGGCGGGCUGGUUUUUCGGCCUCUCAUUUCUUCUGUUUGCUGCUGUGACCACCUCGUACACAGCCCAAAUUCUCGCCAAAUGCCUUGACAUUGACCGGAGCCUGGUCACAUAUGCUGAUCUGGCUUAUGUUAGUUUUGGGCACCACGCGCGCCUAAUAACAAGUCUUCUGUUCUGUUUGGAGCUUAUAGGAGCCUGUGUUGCUCUGGUUGUGCUUUUUGCAGACAGCCUUCAUGCUUUAAUUCCCGAGCUAAGCAUCCUUCAGUGGAAGUUAAUAUGCGGGUUAUUGCUUGUCCCGCUGAAUUUUGUGCCCCUGCGGUUUCUAAGCGUGACCAGUAUUCUAGGAAUACUCUCUUGCACCUCAAUUGUUAUUAUAAUAUGCAUUGAUGGAUUUCUAACUCCUUAUGCUCCCGGCUCACUGCGCCAGCCAGCCAAGACCUCUUUAUUUCCAGAACACUGGGGGACUCUCCCUCUCAGUUUUGGACUGAUCAUGUCGCCCUGGGGGGGCCAUGGAGUAUUUCCGAACAUAUACCGGGAUAUGAGACACCCGCAAAAGUAUAGAAAGAGUCUUUGGAUCACCUAUAUUUUCACGUAUUGCCUCGAUUGUGCAAUGGCCAUUAUCGGCUGGGUCAUGUUUGGUGAUGCAGUUCGCGACGAAGUCACUGCAAACGUGUUGCUUUCCGCAUCUUAUCCACCGGCAUUGUCAAUUUGCAUCAUAAUUUCUAUCGCCAUAAUUCCAAUAACCAAGGUCCCUUUGAACUGCCGCCCUCUGGUGGCCACUGUGGAAAUACUCUGUGGCCUUGGGUCUCACUCUACCACAAAUUCAAAUCAUCCCGAGGGACUUCAUGCCAUAAUUUUGCAGUCAUUGAAGGCAAUGGUGCGUGUGGUUGUGCUGGCUGUCGUCGUUUUAAUGGCCAUCCUCUUCCCAUCGUUCGACAGGAUCAUGGCACUGAUGGGUUCUGCUUUGUGUUUUACGAUAUGCGUGAUCUUGCCACUCGCGUUUUAUUUGAAAAUUUUUGGAAACGACCUCAGUCUAAGGGAGCGGGUUUUAGACUGGGUUCUUCUGAUUUUAUCGUCAAUGUUAGCGAUUAUAGGAACAGCCUGGGCAUUCCUACCGCAGGAGAUGAUCUCCACAUGA